This is a messenger RNA of Rotaria sordida, 401 nucleotides long. Lineage: Eukaryota; Metazoa; Rotifera; Eurotatoria; Philodinida; Philodinidae. The record is from the annotation of a GenBank genome assembly.
AUGAAUUUAUCUCCACCAUCACCACACAAUCAUUAUCGACGUCGACAUCGACCUCGACAUCAUUCAUCACAUCCACACAAAAGACAUUCUAAUGAAAAUGAUCAACAACGAACAAAUUAUAUAAUUGAUACGUUUUUAAAAAAUUUUACUAAUGAUAUACGUGAAAAUCCUAAAGGAUGGCGUAAUCGAUUUCAUAAAAUGGCUGCAAAUGAAUUUUCAUUUUAUCGUGGCUCAGCUGUUUUAUUUUAUCGUGAUAUGCUAUAUGAUUCAAAACAUGAUCGAUGGCUAAAAAAUUGUAAAGAAGCUUCACAUGUAUUUAUUCAUGGUGAUCUUCAUGGUGAAAAUUUUGGUACGUAUAUUGAUCGACAUGGUAUUAUUAAUUUUGAUGUGAACGAUUUUGA